Molecule: messenger RNA, 291 nt
Organism: Micromonas pusilla CCMP1545
Lineage: Eukaryota; Viridiplantae; Chlorophyta; Mamiellophyceae; Mamiellales; Mamiellaceae
Exons: 1
Coding region: 1-291 (96 amino acids)
Source: RefSeq, a predicted model, not a curated record
AUGGAACGACCCUUAGCCGCGUCGGGCGCGUUGACGGCGCGCGGGUUGAUAUGCCAGACGAAAGGCCUCAAGGACGGCAACAGCGUCGUCGUGUGCACGUGCGGGAACGUCGCGCAGAUGAUAACGUCCGUGGUGCUCGGCGUUUUGGUGCUCGGCGAGCGGCUGCCGCUGUCCACGUGGGCGCGCUUCCGGGGGUGGGCGCUCUCGUGGACGCUCGUGUUGGUUGGCGUCGUCGUCAUCAGGCGCGUUCGUAUUCACACUGGUUCCCAUACGACCGCGUCGGCGUGGUGA